AAAUGCAACUGAAGGUCUCUGGCUGGGGCUGCUCUCCAGUAAGAUCUGAAGGCCUCUGAGCUGGAAUUCCAGACUAGUUUGCCCACCAGGUUAAAGCCAAGCAAUGCCCUUCAGUACACUGCAGAAGGCUUUGCUUCCCCCUUCGCAUCUGAAGGACCCUGGCCAAGGCUCACCACUUCAGUGGGACCUGAAGACCAGAGAAAACUAAGGCUGAUGAGGUUCGUUAUUUUUCCUCCAUCACAGGUGAUGGAGUUACACCUUACACCAGACCUCAAAGAGGCAUUUUUGAGAUGUUGGGGUUUGGAAAUCGCCACACAAACCACACAGGCGACAGGUGAUUCGUGAGACACAACACUCAGCGAGCAAUCAGCGAGGCUCCUGCCGGUUCCCGUACAGCUUCAACGUCACUUCCGGGGUCAGCCAAAUGCUAUGGCCGCUAACGCAGAGCCGAGGCGGCGGCCAGGAGUUGGGGUCGGCGUGGUGGUGCUGAGCUGCGAGCAUCCUCGCUGCGUCCUUCUGGGGAAAAGGAAAGGAUCGUUUGGAGCCGGCAGUUUCCAGCUUCCUGGGGGCCAUUUGGAAUUCGGUGAGACCUGGGAAGAAUGCGCUCAGAGAGAAACCUGGGAAGAAGCUGGGCUUCACCUGAAAAAUGUGUGCUUUGCCUCCGUGGUAAAUUCUUUUGUUGAGAAGGAGAAUUACCAUUAUGUUACCAUAUUAAUGAAAGGAGAGGUGGAUAUGACUCAUGAUUCGGAGCCGAGGAAUAUGGAGCCUGAAAAGAAUGAAAGUUGGGAGUGGGUUCCAUGGGAAGAAUUCCCUCCCUUAGACCAGCUUUUCUGGGCUCUCCGCUGUCUAAAAGAGCAAGGUUAUGACCCAUUUAAAGAGGACCUGAACCACCUGGAAGGGUACCGAGGAGAGCACCUUGAAAGGACCACGAAGACUCCUUGAUUAAAAACAAAGUCUUCAGGAAAUGAAAACUUCUGUUUCAGGACAACUCGAUUUUAUCCAUAGAGCCACGUGGUCACCAGUUUAUCUGCAGUCUCCUGAUAUAACUCAAGAACCUUAAGAAACUCUUCCUGGGGUGUGCCGCUGAAUUGUCCUGGUGGCAUAGAAUAAGGUGUGUAAGGAGCUUGCAGUUCAUUAUCUGCACUUCUGCAUGGCUUCCGCUGUCCGCUGCAUGGAGGCGAGCGUAAUAGAUUGCCUUGUGCUAGUUCAAACAGAGGUCGGAACUCAAAUAUGGCCAUUCAAGUUCAAAAGCAAGGCGCCUACUGCCAAGUUCAUCAAGCUUGAUGUUUUCCUUUUCCCUUUCAGCCACUUGAAAAGAACUUUUAAAUGACAAUUCAUGUAACUAGAGAGCUUAUGAAAAGCAGUAGGCUACAUUCCCCUGGUGUCUGAGAGACCCCGUGUAAGUGUGAGAGUAAGCUGUGGCUCCCGCCACUAACGGCCAGGUCCUCUGCAUCUCCCUUUCACAGCCUGAGACUGGGGUCCUUGUGUGCUGGGAUCACACAGGGCAAUGCAUCGAAUCACCUACUGGGGGCAGGGGGGUCCCCAGAGGUCAGGAACUCCAGAACAUCACAGCCAAAGGUUGGUUGGCUGCUUUCUCCCCCUAGCAAAUUGUAAGCUUUUACUGUAAGAGAUUGAACAGUGAAAUGUCUCCGAGGACUGCAUUGUGUGCUGCCUGCUGUCAAAGCAGAGGGUGUUCUGGCUUGAGAGAGGACUUUGGGUUUAAGAGAAUCGUGUUCUUGGCCUGAGGACCGCAUCGUGCUUAGCUAACGUUAAGAGCUAAAGCUUCUGACCAGCCCAUUCAUGCCGAUCAGCAGCCAGGCUUGGGUUGCAUGGACCCUCAUCUUUCUCUGGUCAGGCACAGCAUAGCUUUCUGCUGAUGUAGUUUCUGUUACUGAGCAGUGACUGGCCCUUCUGCUGUGCAGGCCCCUGCUGAGCUCUUCAUGUGAGGUGGUUUCUCACCAGUGCCAUCUCUGUCCUGCACAGGUGCCAUGUGGGUCCUUUACUUGUGGUUCCUGUUCUUUACCCAGUAUUCCUGUUUCACAUGGGUCAAUUUUUGAUCAGGGCAAAAACAUCAAAGAUAGUUGGAGAGUGCUGGCCGCACCUCCGGUGCACAGCCCAGGCAGAUGGUUGAUGUCAGCUGUGCCUGCACAGCCCAGUUUUUUAUAAUGGCCAGAUAUCACUAAUUUCUUCAUUUAAUCUCAUAUAUCUCAGGCUGGCUUCCAGGUCACUUUGUAGCUAAGGAUAACCUUGAACUUCCAGUCUUGCCUCAGCUGCCCUGAUGCUGAUUUAAGCUACAUCGCCCACCCCUCUCUAAGCGUGCACAGUAGUUGCCCGUGUGUGGCUGGUUAGUUUCCUGGGUUACUUUGUUUCAGUACUUAGGGUUGAACUUGGGGCUUGGCACAUGACAGGCAAGUGCCAUAACAGACUAAAUGCAGAGGCAGUUAGAGAAGCCAGCUUCCUUCUGUCAGGUCAGACAUUGAAGAGAUUUGCCAAAAUCUAAAAUGACUUUCUCACUGAAGAGUUCAUAAAAACUAUGUUAACAUGUACCUGGUUUUUACUAUAUGGUCAAUAAACUUCCCUAACUUUAAUUUCUAACAUUAAAUAUUAUUUCAUAGCUUACAAAACUAAAACCUGACUUUAAGGUUUUAUAAAGGCAUCCAAACCUAAGGGGACCUGGACAUUUAGCUCAGUGCUAGGCCACCUGCUACGCUCCGUUCAGUCCUCAUCUCCAAGAUAAAAAAAAUUACAGAAAGACUAAGAAAAAAAUGGCACCCAAAAGGGUUCCGAGUGCAUUAGCCCACAUCUCCUCUUUCAUAAGCUCGUUUCUGUGAACUGUCUGACAUCUCUGAACAUUUGUAGUUUUCUCUUUUAAAACACUGAAUAAAUGUGAUGUUUGCUAGUUUUCAACUUUUCAAAAUUACAAUGUGCUGUAUAUCUAUGUCUCAUCUCUUAUACCUACAUAUUUGUCAAAAUGUUUGCAUUCUGAUAAUGAUAAUGUAUGGUCCUUAAGCUUCUGGGUCUAGGGAGGUGGUUCAUUUGUUAAGAGUGCUUGCUGCUUGUCCUUAGAACCCAGCAUCAACACCAGCUGGCCUAGUACUCCUAAGACAUCACCUGCCUCUGCCACACAGGUACCGGGCAUGUGCCACCAUGCCUGGAACAUGUGGGAUUUAAGUAAGAAUCUAUUUCAGAAUGUUAACGGGUACUCAAGAGUAGAUGGCCAGGUUCACUUUGUGGUUUAUGCUGUUUCUUAAAUGUUCUGUGAUAGUUAUUAUAUAACUAUCUAAAACUGAUACUUAUAUAAACAUCGUGGACACAGAUGUUAACUACGAGGUAGCUAAAGAGUUAAAAGUGACUGUUUUUUGAGAAACUACAGUAAGAGGCCAAGGCAGGUGGCUGCAAGUCCCAGACUAACCUAGGUACCUUAUACAAGCAGGGAGACCCAGUCCUGUAAAAGAUGAGAAAAGUCACAAGGAGACAAGGUGAUGGCAUGAGAUGGCCAUCUAUUCUAACUUUCCUUAUCCUGUGUGUAUGUGUCUGUGUAGUAUGGGGUUGUAAUAAAUGUUUUCAGUUUCAACU
Messenger RNA from Mus musculus (house mouse), 3576 nucleotides. RefSeq names its product nudix hydrolase 15 (gene Nudt15). The transcript has 5 exons. Gene Ontology annotation, biological process: nucleoside phosphate catabolic process; dGTP catabolic process; response to stress. Gene Ontology annotation, cellular component: nucleoplasm. Lineage: Eukaryota; Metazoa; Chordata; Mammalia; Rodentia; Muridae. Bases 430 to 942 code for a protein of 170 amino acids. Gene Ontology annotation, molecular function: 8-oxo-7,8-dihydrodeoxyguanosine triphosphate pyrophosphatase activity; nucleoside triphosphate diphosphatase activity; 8-oxo-7,8-dihydroguanosine triphosphate pyrophosphatase activity. The record is from RefSeq and is marked validated.